Molecule: messenger RNA, 685 nt
Organism: Arachis stenosperma
Lineage: Eukaryota; Viridiplantae; Streptophyta; Magnoliopsida; Fabales; Fabaceae
Product: RING-box protein 1a
Exons: 5
Coding region: 114-467 (117 amino acids)
Biological process (GO): ubiquitin-dependent protein catabolic process; protein ubiquitination
Cellular component (GO): nucleus; cullin-RING ubiquitin ligase complex
Molecular function (GO): ubiquitin protein ligase activity; zinc ion binding; cullin family protein binding
Source: RefSeq, a predicted model, not a curated record
UUACACGGAGCCUUCGACCGUAGAUUCUGUUGCAAAAAAGUUCGAGAAACAACUCAAAUAGAAACUCAUCCCGGUCACAGCACAGUCCAGAAUUCAGAGAAAGAAAGAGAUUAAUGGCGACACUUGAUUCCGAUGUUCCUAUGGUCCCCGCCGGCGAGCCCUCCAGCAGCGCCGCCGGCCCUUCCACCAAGAAGCCCAAGCGCUUCGAGAUCAAGAAGUGGAACGCCGUUGCUCUAUGGGCUUGGGAUAUUGUUGUGGAUAACUGUGCCAUCUGCAGAAACCACAUCAUGGAUCUCUGUAUCGAGUGCCAAGCUAAUCAAGCUAGUGCCACUAGCGAGGAAUGCACUGUGGCUUGGGGGGUUUGUAACCAUGCUUUUCACUUCCAUUGCAUUAGUCGAUGGCUCAAGACCCGUCAAGUAUGUCCUCUAGAUAACAGUGAGUGGGAAUUUCAGAAAUAUGGUCACUAGAAGCCUUGUCAUGCUUGAGUUCCAUGGACAUAUAUGGACCAUCUAUCCUUAGUUUUUGAAUAUUUACAUCUCCUGUCUGCUAUUUUAUUUUGCUUGUUCACUUGAUAUAUUAUCUCAAGAAAGCCAUUUGUCUAAUGGAAUUUGGUCUACUUGGACGGAUAAGCAUGUAAAGCUGAUUAAUGUGAGUAAUGCUAUACUGCAUUAUACCUUUCAAUGAA